UUCCUCUUCUCCACCACAAACUAAAACCCUAUCUUCCUCAUUGCUGCCGAAUCUCCUUCCUCACCAAAGCCAUGGCCGUCGUCGAUCUUCAUCAUCUUCUCUCCUUCAUUGCUGCUGACCCCUUCCUCACCAAAGCCAUUACCCUCCCUUACUCACCAAAGCCAUUACCCUCCCUUCCUCAUUGCUGCCGAAUCUCUUUCCUCACCAAAGCCAUGGCCGUCGAGCAUUCCGGAUCUAACAAAUCAUGAAGCGUCAAUCUUCAUCAUCUUCUUUCCUUCAUUAUUGCCGAAUCGCUUCCUCACCAAAGCCAUUACCCUAUCUUUCUCAUUGUUGCCGAAUCUCCUUCCUCACCAAAGCCAUGGCCGUCGAGCAUUCCAGAUCUAACAAAUCAUGGUGUCGAUCUUCAUCAUCUUCUUUCCUUCAUUGCUGCCGAACCCCUCUCAUGGCCGUCGGACCACUUGCAGGCAUUGAUCAAAAAGACCAAUCUUAACCCAAGAAAGAUUUGGCCUCACCAAAGCCAUGGCCGUCGAGCAUUCCGGAUCUAACAAAUCAUGGCGUCGAUCUUCAUCAUCUUCUUUCCUUCAUUGCUGCCGAACCCCUCUCAUGGCCGUCGGA
This is a messenger RNA of Rubroshorea leprosula, 615 nucleotides long. NCBI's taxonomy places the organism in Eukaryota, Viridiplantae, Streptophyta, Magnoliopsida, Malvales, Dipterocarpaceae. The record is from the annotation of a GenBank genome assembly.